AGUGGUCGAUAAAGCGGAAAAAAUCGAAUUAAUAAGCGCGUGCCUGGGAAGCAAAAAACCAACGGCUAGAAAAGGGAUAUUUUUGAGAAACAACAACAACAAAAAAAGCAAAAAUGAGAAAUUGUGACAAAACAAAUAUUUAUUGACAAACAAGAGUGUGAAAAUUUUAUUAAAAUAAAAAAGUGCAAUAAAAUCAAAGUUUCUUCUUACUCCAGGCAAUUCCGCUAUGACGAGUAGUAUUUUUUCGCAUUUUUGCCAGCUGUGACUUGCUUUUCCUGCGAACUUUUGCGCUAAUUAAAUACAGUGUAGAGAAAUUUUCACGUGCGUAUGUGUGUGAGUGCGUGCAUGUGCGCGCCAAUGAGUAUGUCAGAUUGUGGUAGAAAGUAAAAGUAUUUUGAAGCCGCAAGCUUAAUUUGAGUAGGAAGCCAGCCAGCGACGCAUUUGUAAAAUUUUGGUUUUCGUUGUUUGGGAUUUCUCCCCAAUACAAGCAGCGCCACAGUGACCAAUAGCUGGCAAAUACUGACAUAUGUAAAUACAUACAUAUUUACACACAUUUUUUAAUUGCUUUGAAGUGUAAUUCGAACGCGAUUUCCGUGCAAACAUUUCCGGCGGCGCUUGCUAUUUCACCCAAGCGCUUUGUGUGUGUGUGUGUGUGUGUGUGAUAAACGCACGUUUCAAGUGGCCUAAAAGCAAAAACGUGUGCCAUUGACGCUGCUGUGCAAACGGCAAUUGGCGACAAAGUAGCGUGUGCGCUUUUGUUUUAGCGACGUGCUGUCGCCAACGUGAUUUCCGCUCGGCCAUUGUGAGCGGUUGUACUGAUUUUUUUCACUUAUGUAGUUCAUUGCUGACAUACACGGCGUAUGAGUGAUUUUUAAUAUUUUUUUAUUUUUAUUUUUUGACAAAAGCUAGCCGAUUGUUGCAGCAAAUCUAUACUUAUCCCUAGAAAACAAAAGCAACAAGCCAAUUUGUAACAAGGCAAGCGACAAAAGCGUGCCAGCGUUAAGUGUUCCGGUUUUCGAUUGUUAUCGCUUAGCUGCCGCAAACGGAAGUGAUCAGCUACAACUACAUAUUUAGCAUAAAAUGGCACGCGUGCGACGAAUUGUGUGUGUGCAACAUUAACAACGAAAUAUAUUUUAAUGGCAGCGCUUAAAAGUAUGCAGCAUGCAGCGAAAUAAAGCUUAAGGCGGCCAAAAGUAUGCUAUACUUAUACGUUGAGCUAGCAGAGUGCAAAAGUGUAAAGUACACAGCGCUGCAAAGGCCAAUUCGCAAUAAAUAUUUAUAAUGCUGAAAGAGUGCAUUACUAAAAAUUACUAUUGUAAUUACAACAACAUUGCGAUUACAUGAAAUUAAACAGAGAAGAGUAACGACUUAACAAAAAGAAAAUAAAUUAAACAAAUUAAAAAUCAAAGCAAAGGGUAAAUCGAAGAAGUGAAGAGCGCAAAUGUGAAAGUGAAACUAUGUAGAGAGUGCACUUACAAAGCGAAUGACUAGAAAUACAAUAACAAAGGAGCUCACUAAUUGCUGCACACAAAGAAGCGCACCAAAAGCAAAGUCAAGAAUACGACGAAGCAAGACUACAACAGAUUACCAACUGAGUAAAAGCAACUACUACACGAGUACUUGGAAUUGUUGAAAGUAAUUGUAAGAAACUUAAGAAUCAAAAAAAAAAAAAAAAAUUACAAUCUUAGUGCAUACAUACAAUUGCAAUAUCUACACAAUGACUAUAUGUAUGGCGAAAGCAACAACUGCAUCGAGCAAGCAACGAGCGAAUCCUUGUCAACACAAAGCAUAGAACGGCAAGAUUAGGACGCUUUAAGGAAGAUAGUGGCUUUCCGCAACAUAGCACUUGAAAGCCUCAACUAUCCGCUUACUUUUGCGCAAUUGACAGCUACAAGUGUUUGAAUUUAAGAUUUUCGAAAGUUGCUUUAAGCAAAAGAAGAAGAAGAAGAAAAAGAUUACAGCACUGCAGACAUGGCGGAAGGCGACAAUUACGAUGAUGAGUUGGUCUCCAGCAACCCCAACCAGCGGAACUGGCGCGGAAUUUUCAUCGCCUUAUUGGUGAUAAUCAUUGUACUGGCAUUAAUUGUUACAUCAGUGGUACUACUCACACCACCCGAUGAGGGGCCGCGCGUCAAGGGACAACGCAUCAAGCUGCAGGACAUUGUGGAUGGACUCUUUAUGCCACAGCGAACCAAUGGUACAUGGAUAAAUGGUGAGGAAUUUCUAUAUCAGGAUCAUUGGGGACGAAUUGUGUUAUUAAAUGCAACCAGUCUUACCGAAAGAGUGCUCAUGUCAAAUGUAACGUAUAAAACACUUGCACCAUAUACUUUUACUAUAUCAGCUGAUAAACGUUACAUUUUAUUGGCGCAAAAUGUUGUCAAGCUUUUCCGGUAUUCAUUUUUGGCUCAAUAUACAAUCUUCGAUGUACAAACGAGUGAAAGCAUCAAGUUGAAAAUCGAUGCGCACAGCGAUGAGUGGCCCUAUCUACACUAUGCUCGCUUCGUGUCCACCCAAGCAGUUGGCAAUGACAAUGCAACCACCUCCGCGCCAACCACCGCCGGAAAUGCGCUGGUGCUGGUCUACAACUAUGACAUCUACUACUGCCAAGGGCCGCGCUCCACCCAUCAUGUGCAUCGUAUAACGCGCGACGCUGUGCCUGGCAUCGUCUAUAAUGGCAUACCAGAUUGGCUCUAUGAAGAGGAAAUCCUGCACUCGAAUAAUGCAAUUUGGCUCUCGAAGAAUGGACACUUAAUGCUUUACGGUGCGUUCAAUGAUUCGUUAGUGCAGGAGCAGCAUUUCGCUUGGUAUGGCACGACAAGUGGUGGCAAUCCGAAUGCGUAUCUCUAUCCGGAAAUCAGAUCAUUAAGAUAUCCGAAGCCCAGCACACAAAAUCCAAUAGUCAAAUUACGCGUUGCCGACAUAAGAAAUCCAGAGGAUAUCAAAAUAAGAGAUCUACAACCGCCGCAUGUACUGCAAAAUGAAGAUCACUACUUCAGCAGCGCCAGUUGGGUGAGCGAAACGGAGAUCUGUGUAGUUUGGUUGAAUCGUCCGCAAAACAUUUCGGUGGUCAGCAUCUGUAAGAGUCCAUUGUUUAUGUGCGUUGAGACUCAUCGCGUGAGCGGUGACGGUCGCGGUUGGGUGGAUACCAAUUCGGUGCCAUUGUUUGCCGCGAAUGCAACUUCCUAUGUUGCCAUAUCGCCAUUGCGUGACGGCACGUCCGGCUAUUUCCGUCACAUUGUGCACGUCCAUGUGGCCAGAAAGCGUGUCCUGCCACUAACGCAUGGCCAGUACGAAGUGAAUGAGUUGCUACAUUGGGACCAGCUGAAUAAUUGGAUCUACUUUCUUGGCAUACCGGAACGCCUGCCGGGUCAGCAGCACCUGUAUCGCGUGUCCGCUUUACCACCACGUCACGGCUCGCCGAUUCUGCUGCCCGAAUGUCUAACAUGCCCAACACAAUUGCGCAGCAGCCAUCAAGGGGCCGAGGGGCAAACGAAACCGCCGCCAAAAUUGGUCACGGCAUGGGACGAUGACUGGGAGGAUUCUGAAGAGCGUCAAACUUUGCCGCCACCCACUCUAACACCGGAACACAAGCAUCCAAAAUCGUCACACCACCAUAUCGAACCCAGUGAAUGUCUCUAUCACACCGCUAAGUUUCCGUUGGCAAUGCGAGCGCGUUAUGUGCUCAUUGAAUGUCUGGGUCCAGUGAUACCCACCUCAACAGUGUACGCACUCACUGGUGUUUAUGGCGAGUUCAACGAUAAGAAAUCAAUGCCGCCAAAGAAAUCCGAGGCGCUAGAGUUACUCCUGACAGUGCAGAAUAACACGCGCCUGAAGGAGAAAAUGUUGCGCACUGCAUUGCCGCAGGUGAAAACCUUUCCAGUCAUGAUAUCGGGCGGUUAUCACGCACAAGUGCGUCUCUUCCUGCCGCCCGUGCUGCGUGAGGAUGAGAUAACCCGCUACCCCACUAUAUUGCACGUGUACUCGGGACCAGGCACGCAGUUGGUUACAGAAAAAUGGCACGUCGAUUGGAAUACCUACUUGUCGGGGACGAAAGACUACAUUGUAAUAGAAAUCGAUGGACGAGGCUCAUCGGGUCAGGGCUAUCAAUUGCUGCAUGAAAUCUACAAGCGACUAGGAUCCGUAGAGGUGUCCGAUCAGCUGGAAGUGAGUGAAUAUCUGCGUGACAAUUUACAUUUCAUAGAUGGUCGCCGGAUGGGUGUAUGGGGUUGGAGCUAUGGCGGCUACACUGCAGCACUGGCGCUUGCGGGUACCCAGUCGAUCUUUCAGUGUGGCAUCAGCGUUUCACCGGUGACGAAUUGGAAGCUUUACGAUUCCACCUAUGCUGAACGCUACUUAAGCUUUCCGAAUGUGACUGACAAUUACAAGGGCUACGAGGAGGGUGAUCUCUCCAAAUAUGUGGAUAAUCUGCGCGAUCGUCAAUUCCUACUGGUGCAUGGCACCGCCGAUGACAAUGUACACGUGCAGCAGUCAAUGGUGUUGGCGCGUGCGUUAACCAAUAAAGGUGUGCUCUACAAACAACAAAUCUACCCAGAUGAAGGACAUACGCUGUCGGGUGUUAAAAGACAUCUCUAUCGCUCGAUGACAAGUUUCUUUGAGGAUUGCUUUAAGAAGUUGGUGCCGCCCGAGUCUAAAGCUGGCCUUGGAAAUGGUGGUGGUAGUGAUAUACAACAGCAAUAAAGUUAUGAAAAUGCUUUAACAUUUUGAUUAAUUACAAGUGUACAGUGUAGCGCCUGAAAUUAUGUGCUCAACAUUUUUGUGUUUGAAAAACUUGGAUGCGACAUAAUUUUCAACAAAAACCACUAUUAACUGGUAUGUAUUUGAAAGAUGCAAAAUCAAAAUUCGGUCAAAAAUAAACUAUGUAGACGAGUAUUACAAAUUUCAUGGUUGUGAAAACUAAAACACAAAAGCAACAAAAACAACAUAAUGUCCGUGCGCCAAAAAGUCGACUUUACUGGCAAAUAACCGAAAAAUAUAUGUAAUUAUGUGACGGGCAGCAGCAGCAACAAAAUUAAAACAGAAAAAAAUAAAAAUAAAAAUUUUGGGACAAAAUAGUACAAGCAGAAGAUCAAAAGUCCAUGCAGUGAAAAACAGAAAAACAAAGCACUCUCUCAAAUGAAGCUGCUUUUGAGGCAAAGUGAGUUUUAUUAUCAGAAAUUGUUUGUAAAAACACAAAAACAAUAUAGCCAGUCAAGAAAAGACAGCAACAACAAAAAUAAUUUGUUUAAGAAUUUAAAAGAAAAUAUGAAAUUGUUGCUGAAGUACAAAAAGUCGCCGAUAAAAGUACAACCGUAUUAUGUAACUCGAAUGUCAGUCACUUUUUCUCGUGGGUGAGUGGAAUUUCUAAGAAAAUAAGUACAGCAUACCUUUAGGCACUGGGUGUAUUUGUGUGGAACUCAUUAGCGCCACAUAGCGGAACUAUUAGCGCCACAUAGCGAAGCUUUCAUUACAAUCCCCAGGAAGUAUGGCAAAUAUACGUCUAAAUUUUUUAGGUUAAAAGUUUCUUUUGCUUUUCAAAAAUAGUAUCGCGAAGUCUUAAGUUUCUAAGUAUUUAUCAAAUUGCUAGACGUUUUGCAAAUUUUUAAUAAAAGCUCGAAUAAAAUUAGUAGUGUAAGCGUUAAAUUAAGUAUUGUGUAAAUUUUUAAAAUUGAUCAAAUAGCAUACAAAAGUACAUUUCUAAAGUAGUAGUGCAAAUACUGUUUAGAUAUUUAAA
Molecule: messenger RNA, 5731 nt
Organism: Rhagoletis zephyria (snowberry fruit fly)
Lineage: Eukaryota; Metazoa; Arthropoda; Insecta; Diptera; Tephritidae
Gene: Dpp10
Product: Dipeptidyl peptidase 10
Biological process (GO): proteolysis
Cellular component (GO): plasma membrane
Molecular function (GO): serine-type peptidase activity; dipeptidyl-peptidase activity
Source: RefSeq, a predicted model, not a curated record